This is a messenger RNA of Astyanax mexicanus (Mexican tetra), 2319 nucleotides long. RefSeq names its product retinol dehydrogenase 5 (11-cis/9-cis) (gene rdh5). The coding region runs from base 203 to 1204 and encodes 333 amino acids. Lineage: Eukaryota; Metazoa; Chordata; Actinopteri; Characiformes; Acestrorhamphidae. The transcript has 6 exons. Gene Ontology annotation, molecular function: oxidoreductase activity. The record is from RefSeq and is a predicted model, not a curated record.
CACUCCGCUUGGAGAUUACACAUAGUGGUCCUGGUCUUAAGGGAUAAAGGGAAGGGAUAAAGCUCUCUCUAAGACUUUCUCAUUCAGAGCCAGCAGGUGCAAGACAUCACACAAACUGGACGUGACUCUGAGGACCAGCAGGAAAACUUCCACUAAGAAGGGAACAGAAACCAUUUAAAACCUCUAUCAAGCAGGACCAACCAUGGACAUGGAACAAAUCUACGAGUAUAUAGGAAAGGAAAACGUGACCACGUAUGCCAUUGGAGCGUUCGUGUUGCUGUGGGCACUGAUAUGGCUGAUCCGAGACAGUCAGGAAAUCGACAAAAUCAGUGAGAAGUACGUAUUUGUUACUGGCUGCGACUCCGGCUUCGGGAACCUACUGUGCAGACGGCUGGAUAAGCGAGGUUUCAACGUGCUGGCCGGCUGUCUAACAGAAAAGGGUGCAGACGACCUGAAAAGAGUGACGAGCCCCAAACUGAAGACAUGUUUAUUGGAUGUGACGAACACUGCCAGUAUUCAGAAAGCAUAUGAAUGGACACAGAAAGAAGUUGGAGAUAAAGGUCUGUGGGGAAUAGUAAACAACGCUGGCCGGGCCUUACCCAUGGGUCCCUCUGAGUGGAUGCGGAAUGAGGAUUACAUCUGCACCCUGAGGGUGAACAUGAAUGGUGUGAUUGAGAUGACCACACAAUUCCUUCCACUAAUCAAAAAAGCCCGUGGCCGGAUCGUCAAUGUGGCUUCAGUGCUGGGCAGAGUGGCAGCUAAUGGAGGCGGCUACUGCAUCUCCAAGUUCGCAGUGGAAUCUUUCUCUGAUUGCCUCAGGAGGGAUAUUCACUAUUUCGGGAUCAACGUCUGUAUAAUUGAACCUGGAUUCUUCAAGACUCAGGUGACCAGCCUGGAGCCAAUAGAAAAGGAACUUCAUCGGCUGUGGAACCAACUGACACCUGAAGUAAAAGCGAGUUAUGGAGAAAAAUACCUUGAUAAUUACAUCAAGAUCCAGAGGCUGAUCAUGAAUGCUAUUUGUGACCCAGAUAUAAGCAAAGUGACCAACUGCAUGGAGCAUGCGCUGACAUCCGCUCACCCACGGACCCGCUACAGUGCCGGCUGGGACGCCAAGCUGCUCUGGAUCCCCAUCUCCUACAUGCCUGCCUGUGUGGUUGACCUGGCCUUAAAACUGGUGCUGCCCCGGCCAGCUCAGAGCGUUUAGUGUUUAAACUCGCCUUUCCAUUUACAUUAUUAGCCUUUUUACAGGGAGGUUCAGGUCAUUUAGGUGUGUAGGCAGGGCUGGCAACAGAGCUAAACCAAUGAGUCAGGCCUGUAAAAAAACACCAGGGGGCAGCAUUUACAUGUUUCCGUUCAUUCUGAGGCAUCUACAGUUUUGUACCAUAGCAAUUAGUGCAAAAACAAGUUUUGCCCCAAAGUCCUUACAAUAUAAUCACUCAGUGGUUUAAGAAUACUUUUUUUUUUCUAAUCCAUAUCAGUUAUCACAGGACUUUUGUUUUGAAAGGUGUUGGGGAUCGUUUUUGAUAUUUUUUGGUUAACUAGAACCACUCUUAUUAAUUACAUUCAAUUAUAACUCAAUCAAUUUUUCACAUGUUUGCAAAUAAAAAGUAAGAAAGUCCUCCACAAAAAUUAACAGAAUAGUAAGUCAGACUAUACUGAACGAAGGAUUAAAGGAAAAUAUCACUUCAGCCUAUACAAUGUUAUUGGACCGGAACUAGUAUUGUUUCCCAAGCUAAAGGAUGAUGCAUUAACCUGAGGGAAAGGUAUGUGAGCGGACUGAAUGUGGACAUGAUGAGUCUAGUCGGGCCGCGCCAAUCACAGUUACCAUCAACUGAGCAGUCUACUGAGCCAGGAACUGACUUCUUUGCCAUAUUUCUAGUAAACACAUGAUACUGUGGAUCAAGGAAUGUUAAAUGACAACACAACUUCAGAAAUGGAAUGUCCCAUUAUUCAUCUGGCACCUACAAGGCCUUCUUGCAAUUCCCAUAAUUAUUGUUGCCUUACCAUGAGCACACUGGCCAGUAUUCAGCCUCACUUACAAGAUAACACCUCACAACUUAUACAGAUGUAUGAAGCAAUACUUUAUAAUCAGUUUACAUAUUGCUAUCCCAUGUUUGGCAUUUCAGUGUUUAUGGAGAUUACUCUGGCCAAUUUAGAUUAAUUGUUUUGUGAUGUCAUAAAUAAACACCUAUUUAGGUAUAUGUCUCAAAAGAGCGGUUGGAAAUUAUCAGGGUAAAUGAAUGGAAAUGUGUGGUUUCACAAACAGAGAAAGUAAAGUCCUUUGAUUUGCAUUAUGUGAUAAAUUGUCUUAGGACCAUA